GAUGUAUCACUAUCAUUCAUUGAGAACGUCGAAGAACCCAAGCUUAAUACUCUUGCACCCUUAUUUAGUGCAAGACAAUGUCAAUGAGCAUGACUCGGUUCGGUCGCGUAUUGCGAGGCCUCAUCCCCAGUGGACGCGCCUUGGCUUCUCGGAAAAAGUCGUGCUUUACAACGAACCAAGCGAGGGCGUUCUUAGUGCCUGCAUCAAAUCGGGCCUUUACUUAAGAAACGAGAUACAAGUAAGUAGUAUAUGUAAGUUCUUAAGAGAAGGGAAGCUCUUAAGAGAUUCAAGCCGAUUGCUUAUCCUAUAAAUACUCGAAUACUCAAAAAGAAGCUAGAUCCUAUUUUCACUUUACCUUAGCACAGCGCUAAUCCAAGACCUCCUCUGCUUCGGCAAGCAAUCUCAAGACUUCUUUCGCAGCAGAACAAGAGCAAGAACACGAUGAAGCCACUGGUAGUACAACUUCUGGUAGCGCGAAGAUGUAUAAAGAAGAAGCUGCCCCAGUUGUAGAGCAUCCGACGGCUGGCACAGUGUAUCAAGGCUGUGUUGAUGGGUUUAAUAUAAAAAAGGGAUUUGGUUUUAUCCGACCAGAUAUUGCCGUUCCUUCGAAAAUAGGCAAGGCAAACGUCUUUUUCCGCUCUAUCUCUCUCCUCGAUCGACGAAUUCCUGUGCAAGGAGAGAGGAUAAAGUUCCAGCUGCAGCCGAAUAAGGUGAAGUUAUGAAGACCAGGUUUUGAGGCAUUAAUAUUUAGCAAGUUGUAGUUGUAAAAAACCACGAUGACGAGUAUGAUGCAGUGGCGAGUGCGAGUAUGAAGCAGUGGCAGUAACAAACUGUAUAGAUAAGGCCUAAGAAGUUCAUUCUGGAAGAGCAAUGAUUUUUUGAGCUCGUUCUAUUUCUUGAUAGAUUUUUUUUAGCGAGUAGUUGUAGAAGACCACGACCAGAGCCAGACAUUUUCUAAUAAGCGAUGGGGAGUAUGAAGCAGUGGCUGUGGAGGGAGGGUCAGGUCGAAUUUGGAAUUGAGGCGGCCUGGGUGGGAUUUAGAACCAACUAAUUAUAUAUAAUGCUCCUUUCGUUGCAUCACUUACCGGUUAGGAGGAGACGUGUCAUGGUGGACGAAUUUCUCAAGAGCAAAUCAGAUAUCCCAAAUUCUAGUUGUUCAGGGCUCAUGAUGUAUGAGCACGACUGUGCAGCUUUGCGGAAGACAAAAUUGCGUUCUAUGUAGCCUAGAAAAACGGAUAAAGACCGAUGAAAAGGAGCGUAGAAUCACUAUUCUUCAAAAAGUUCUCUAGG
Molecule: messenger RNA, 1290 nt
Organism: Amoebophrya sp. A25
Lineage: Eukaryota; Dinophyceae; Syndiniales; Amoebophryaceae
Source: the annotation of a GenBank genome assembly